Molecule: messenger RNA, 2022 nt
Organism: Cyprinodon variegatus (sheepshead minnow)
Lineage: Eukaryota; Metazoa; Chordata; Actinopteri; Cyprinodontiformes; Cyprinodontidae
Gene: flot1b
Product: flotillin 1
Exons: 13
Coding region: 114-1397 (427 amino acids)
Biological process (GO): positive regulation of endocytosis; positive regulation of cell-cell adhesion mediated by cadherin; regulation of receptor internalization
Cellular component (GO): plasma membrane
Source: RefSeq, a predicted model, not a curated record
UCCUUUUUUUUUUUAACAGACAUUCUUCUCCGACUCCAACUGACGGUCAUCGCAGUACACGCUGUUCGCAGCAGAAAGAAACUGAUUUAAUUACACCCCGAAAAGGAAUCGAGAUGUUUUACACAUGUGGACCCAAUGAAGCCAUGGUGGUGUCUGGCUGUGGCCGUUCUCCACCAUUGAUGAUUGCUGGAGGAAGAGUGUUUGUCUUCCCUUGUAUCCAGCAGAUCCAGAGAAUCACUCUGAACACCCUCACUCUGAAUGUGAAGAGUGAUAAAGUUUACACUCGCCAUGGUGUCCCCAUCUCAGUCACUGGGAUUGCACAGGUGAAGAUUCAGGGUCAGAAUAAGGAGAUGUUGGCGACGGCCUGUCAGAUGUUCAUGGGAAAGUCUGAGGCUGAGGUCGCUCAGAUUGCCCUUGAGACGCUAGAGGGCCAUCAGAGAGCCAUCAUUGCUCACCUGACUGUCGAGGAGAUAUACCAGGACCGUAAGAAGUUCUCUGAGCAGGUCUUCAAAGUGGCCUCCUCUGAUCUGGUCAACAUGGGGAUUGGGGUUGUCAGCUACACCCUUAAAGAUGUCCAUGAUGAUCAGGAUUACCUCCACUCUCUGGGUAAAGCCCGAACAGCCCAAGUCCAGAAAGAUGCCAGGAUUGGAGAGGCCCAGUAUAAACGUGAUGCUGUUAUCAGGGAGGCCCAUGCAAUGCAAGAGAAGGUGUCUGCUCAGUACAAGAACGAGAUUGAAAUGGCAAAAGCUCAGAGAGACUACGAGCUGAAGAAAGCAUCCUACGACAUCGAGGUGAACUCCAAGAAGGCCGAGUCGGAGAUGGCCUACCAGCUCCAGGUGGCCAAGACCAAGCAGCGCAUUGAGGAGGAGAAGAUGCAGAUUCAGGUUGUGGAGCGUACGCAGCAGAUCACCCUGCAGGAACAGGAGAUCACCCGCAAAGAAAAGGAGCUGGAGGCUAAAGUGAAGAAGCCAGCAGAAGCUGAGAAAUACCGAAUGGAGAAGAUUGCUGAGGCUUAUCGCCUGCAGCUUAUCAUGGAGGCUGAGGCUGAGGCAGAGUCAAUUAAAAUGAAGGGUGAGGCCGAGGCUUUCGCUCUGGAGGCUAAAGGCCGCGCCGAGGCUGAGCAGAUGGCCAAAAAGGCUGAGGCUUUUAAGCAGUACAAAGAUGGAGCAAUGGUGGAUAUGUUGCUGGAGAAACUUCCUCUGAUGGCUGAGGAGAUCAGCAAGCCAUUGGCGAAGGCCCAUAAGAUCACCAUGGUGUCCAGUGGUGGCUCGGAUGUAGGAGCAGCCAAACUUGCUGGAGAGGUGCUGGACAUCAUGACCCGGGUGCCAGAAGCUCUGGAGAAACUCACAGGAGUCGAUAUAUCACAGGCUACUGCAAAGUCACCACGUGUGCGUUAACCGGAGGGAUCAUCGGGGGGGGUCGAAGACCUGGAGCUCCAAGCCUCCUCUUUGUUUCUGUGUUAAAUCAGUUCAUCAGUUCCUGUCUCUGUGUGUUUUCAUGCACUUCUUUCCUCUUUGUGGUCUCUUUUUCUUUCCGUGAUCGCUGCCGCUAUGCUUUCUGUUGAUAUCCACCUCCAAAACAUAAAACUGUGGUUUUGUGUCCAUCAUUGUCAUAGCCACACUUUAGCUUGUAACUUAAAAUCUCCUCAGAUCUGCUGCCUUUUUCUACCUGAUUGUCAAUAUGCAGCUUGUUUGGCCUAUGAUUGUCCUCAUAGGUCCUUCAAAGGGACUGGGCCAUAAGCUCUCACCUUUCUGGUAAUAGUGCCUUUUAAUUUGGUACGGAAUGCAAAGUGCUUUACAUCGUUCAGGGAGCCCCAAUCACACCUGCUGCUGCCAUCAAAGGGCCGUCCUAUCACUGGAAGAUCUGCUGUCUCCUCAUUAAAAACCCCACUGUAAACCUUUGGAGUCAGAUCUCACCUAUCAAUUUUUUUCAUUCAUGUAGUAUAUAUAUUUUUUGUAAUACAAUAACAUUUUUUCUAUUUUCAGAAGACAGUUCUGCAUGCAUGUUAGUCGUCUUAUGAGU